This is a messenger RNA of Lutzomyia longipalpis, 1002 nucleotides long. RefSeq lists its product as uncharacterized. Gene Ontology annotation, molecular function: nucleic acid binding; 3'-5'-DNA exonuclease activity. The coding region runs from base 1 to 1002 and encodes 333 amino acids. Gene Ontology annotation, biological process: DNA catabolic process. The record is from RefSeq and is a predicted model, not a curated record. Lineage: Eukaryota; Metazoa; Arthropoda; Insecta; Diptera; Psychodidae. Gene Ontology annotation, cellular component: cytoplasm. The transcript has 2 exons.
AUGGCUGAAGCCAUAAAAUCUUUUAUAUUCUUCGAUAUGGAGGCAACGGGUUUGCCUCAAUUCGAAGGAUCCCCAAAAAUCACCGAAUUGUCCUUUGUUGCAUGUUCUGCAGAUCAUUUUAUGGCAUCCUCGAGGCAGGAAGUGCCUGAAAUUCCACGUGUCUUGCACAAAUUAUCCUUCUGUGUUAACCCCUUUAAGCGGAUCUCCGAAGAGAGCUCCCGGAUUACGGGAUUAGAUAACUACAAUUUGGAGAAUGAGAGUAAUUUCAAUGUCCGGGAGCUUGAGAUGAUUAAGAAGUUUGUGGAGCGUCUUCAGCAGCCAGCAUGCCUUGUGGCUCACAAUGGGAACUCCUAUGACUACCCUAUUCUCCGCAAGGAAUUUCAGAAGCACAAUAUUGAAGUUCCUGAAAAUCUUCUCUGUGUGGAUUCACUGAAGGUCUUCAAGAAGAUCGAUAAGGAUCGUGAAAUAGAGAGGCAGGAGGAUGAGGAACUUGCAGAAUUCAUCCGAACUGAGCUGAAAGAAAUUGAAGAAGCUGAAGAGGAACAUAGAAGACUUAUCAAGGAGUUUGGUGGAGAAAACUCCGGAGCAUUCCAAGAGAAUUCCGAGCUGUGCAAUCAAUAUGAAAUUCUUGAGAAAAUAGACUCAAAGGCACAUCAAAAAUUGAAUGAGACAACCCCCAAUAAUUCCACAAUGACCAACAUUCCACCGCGAGCUGCGAAGAAAAAAUCCGCUGAAGGAUCAUCUCAAGAGACCCCCAAAAAGGCUGAGGUUGUUCCGGAAGGGAAUAUUGGAAAGUCGAAGAGGCAACUCUUUCCUGUGAAGAAGAAAUAUCGCCUCCCUGACAUUUACCAGAGACUCUACGGGGAAGAUCCCGAGGAUACCCAUCGAGCUGAGAGCGAUUGCUACAUUCUCAUGAAAUGCGCUCUCAAGGAAGCUCGAGACUUCCUAUCAGCCGCUCAAGCUGUAUCCAAACCAUUUGUGGACAUUUCCGCGCAAAAGUAA